Spodoptera exigua (beet armyworm) is the source of this 5870-nucleotide messenger RNA. The record is from the annotation of a GenBank genome assembly. NCBI's taxonomy places the organism in Eukaryota, Metazoa, Arthropoda, Insecta, Lepidoptera, Noctuidae.
CUUUGAUUGCAUUCCACUUUACAAUGGUAUAGUUUUGUAAUAAAGCAUUAGUAGUCUUACAUCUCUUUCACUCUUGUAGUAUAUUCAAUCUUGCUAACUUUGUUUACCUUGCUUAAUGUUCAAAAAUGCAAACAUUUGGUAUUACAGCCAUCUCAGUACCUACGGCAUCGUUCCUUUAGCGUUUGUUUUACAGUUUUGAUUAUUUUACAAUGAUCAUCGACCUAAUUGUAAAAUUAAAUGUAGUUGUGACUUAAAUAUAAUUAUACUAAGGGUUUUCCACAAGAAUGAAACAGUAUAGCUUUCUGUUCUGAUUUACGCCAUAGUUUUUGUGAGUGAACCAUUUGUUAAAAAUGAGCAAAAGACGCCGUGCAUCGUCAGGGGCUUCGCGAGGAGCUGAUUUGGAUGACAGUGAUGAUGGAGUCGAAUUAAGCAACCCUGGCCCUCCACCAUCGGCUCGGAAACGGAAGAAGUUGGAUCCCGGUGAAAUCUGCCAGCAAUUGUAUGACACAAUCCGUUCAUACAAGAAAGAAGAUGGUACGUUACUCUGUGACUCAUUCAUCCGAGCACCAAAGAGGCGUCAGGAACCGCAGUACUAUGAAGUUGUAUCACAACCUAUUGACUUGUUGAGAGUUCAGCAAAAAUUGAAAACGGAUACUUAUGAGGAUAUUGAGGAGUUAUCUGCAGACAUUGAGCUGUUGGUAAACAAUGCUAAGGCAUUCUACAAGCCUGACACGGCGGAAUACAGGGAUGCAGUCGACCUUUGGAAGCUAUACAUGCAGACUAAACAGGCUUUGGAGAAUGAUGAAGACAUCAAGUUACCAAAACUGUCUCGCAACGGUUCAUCCAGCCGGCGAUCCGAUGUAGCCGAGGAUCUGUCAGAGACUUCCACCAAUAAUGAAGAGGAUAAUGUGUAUGAAGAACUCUUUAAUGCUGUGAUGUCAGCAAACACUGAUGGCCGGCAUUUAUACUCUGCAUUCCAAUUUCUACCAUCGAAGCGUCGCUACCCAGAGUAUUACAGCAUUAUUGACUCCCCAAUAGACCUAAAGACUAUAGCACAGAAGAUUCAGUGUGGAGAGUAUACUAACUUGACAGAAUUAGAGAAGGACCUUCUACUGAUGGUCAGGAAUGCUUGCCAUUUCAAUGAACCAGGAAGUCAGAUUUAUAAGGAUGCUAAGACUUUGAAAAAGGUAAUACAAAUGCGCAAACAAGAGAUUGAUCAACAUGGCCGUAGUGGACCGGCAAAGACUUCGGAACGUAUCCGCAGCAAGAGGACUUCAAGGGUUGGGCCUGUGCCCAACAGUAAGGCGCUGGCCAUCAUGGAACCGCCAGGGUCUGACACAGAGCCUGAUGUUAAGCAUUCAGAAGACAGCGCCGGCGAAAGUGAUGAAGAGAAAAAUGAAAAUGAAGACUCGCCACAAUGGAAACUUCUGGAAACUGUCAAGAAUCAUUUGGGGCCAAACGGUAGUCCUAUGUCAGAGGAUUUCUGGAAGCUUCCAUCUCGUCGGGCAUACCCCGAUUACUACAAGGAGAUCAAGAAUCCAGUUUCUUUGAACCAAAUUAAGAAUAAGAUUCGACGGGGCAACUACGGGACGUUGUCUGAAGUGGCUGGUGAUAUGAACAUCAUGUUUGAGAACGCGAAACAGUACAACGUACCGACAUCAAGGCUAUACAAGGACGCUGUCAAAUUGCAAAGAAUUAUGCAGCAGCGCGUCCAAGAGUUGCUGGACAUCGUGCAGAGUUCUUCAAGCGACGACGAGAGUCUCUCGUCCGUGAAGAACCAAGCCCAACAAACGCCCAGACCAAGAGGCCGUCCUCGUUUAAACCCCGUACAAGGGGCCUCAGCUCCUUCUCCUAUCAGCACCCCGGUCAAAUCCAACCUACCAUUGAAGAAAAAACUUCAUUAUGUAUCGAAACAAUUGGUGGAGUUCACCUGCUCGGAUGGAAGACAACCAAUGCUGUUAUUUAUGGAGAAACCAAGCAAGAAACUGUAUCCAGAAUACUAUAAUGUGAUUGAUAAACCCAUUGAUAUGAUUACUAUUGAAGCUAAUAUUAAGAAUGACCGCUACAAUUCAAUAGAUGAAAUGGUAUCAGACUUCCGUUUAAUGUUCUCGAACUGCCGUCAAUUCAACGAGGAAGGUUCAAUGAUAUACGAAGACGCUAACCUUCUAGAACGUGUGAUGAACGAGAAACUUAAAGAAGUCCACAAUAACACUAGCUUUGAGAAGAAAACUCCAUUGAAAGCUAUUAAAGUGGUCAAACAGAGGCAAUUGUCGCCUUUUGAACAGAAGUUAAGGACUUUGUAUGAUGCUAUCAGGGAUUAUAGGGAUCCUAAAGCUAACCGUCAACUAGCCCUGAUCUUCAUGAAGCUACCGAGUAAAAUCGAGUACCCAGACUACUAUGAAUUAAUUAAAAACCCUAUAGACAUGGAGAAAAUAGCCCACAAACUAAAGAACAAUGUCUACGGCUCCGUCAACGAGCUAGCAUCGGAUUUUAUACUGAUGUUUGACAAUGCUUGCAAAUACAACGAACCGGACUCACAGAUCUAUAAAGACGCUUUGAUACUCCACAGAGUCUGUUUACAGACCAAACAAAUGUUAAGGGAGGACGAUGAUGCAGUACCAGAUGUUCCAGCUGCAGUACAAGAGCUCCUGCUCAAUCUAUUUACAAGCGUUUACAAUCAUCAAGAUGAAGAGGGCAGAUGCUAUUCAGACAGUAUGGCGGAGCUACCAGAGCAUGAUGAGGCGGCUAACGGUGAGAAAGUGCGCGCCAUCUCCCUGGACCUGGUGAAGCGGAGGCUGGACAAGGGCCUCUACAAACGGCUCGACCAUUUCCAGCAGGACAUGUUUGCUGUCUUCGAAAGAGCCCGUCGCCUAUCACGGACGGACAGUCAGAUCUUUGAAGACUCGGUGGAACUCCAAUCGUAUUACAUAGACCAGCGCGACCAGCUGUGUCGCGGUACCUUGCAGUCGCCGGCCCUGGCCUUCACGCGCGACACCAUGGCCACCAGCGUCGAGCUCGUCAAGCAGUGCAAACUGCUGCAGGAGAACGAAGAUGAAGAUGAGACCAGGUCAAGUACAGACGACUCGAUGCCAUCGGGCGGUGCCCCGCUCCUGAUGACGGCGUACCGCAAGGGAGACUUUGUAUACGUGCAGCCGGACAAAGGGAACAAGGAGCCGAGCAUAGUGCAGGUCGAACGCGUCUGGACUAACAAUGAAGGCGUGCCUUGCAUGUACUGCAUCGUGUAUUACAGACCUCACGAAACGUUCCACGUGCGCACGCGCAAGUUCCUGCAGCAGGAGGUGUUCAAGACGGAGGCGCACCGCGUCGUGCCGCUCGACCAGGUCGUCGGCCACUGCUACGUCAUGAAUGUCAAGGAGUACUUCAAGUUUAAACCUGAAGGAUUCGCUGACAAAGAUGUGUACGUAUGUGAGAGUCGGUACAACACCAAGUUGCGCUGGUUCAAGAAGAUCAAAGUGUGGGAGGGAGCGGAGAAGGAAGUCACACUGACACCAAGAGAAGUUCCAUUAGAGCCCAAUAGAACCGUAUCCGUGUUCCGUGAGCGCGUGGAGAAGCACAAGGACGAGCUGGCCGAGCUGGAGGUCCUCGAGAAUGUACAUGAGAAAGAGCGGCCGGACGUAGUGAUGUACAAUCCGUUGGGUACGGAUGACGAGAACACUUACUACGAGCAGUACAACACGGUGUGCUCCGGCGUUAUCAAGACCGGAGACUAUGUAUACGUCGUUACCGACGGAGGGAAGCAGAUGAUCGCGCAAGUCGACACUAUUUGGGAGACUGGAGACAACAAAUGUUACUUCCGCGGUCCGUUCCUGAUCUUCCCGUCGGAGGUGGCGAAUAUUAUAAACAAGAGUAUGUUUGAUUUCCAGCCAUUCUACAAGCAAGAAGUGUUGCUCACUACGAUGCACGAUACUAGUCCACUUGUGGGCAUUGUUGGGAAGUGCUCCGUGCUCGAUUAUGACGAUUAUCUUAAGUGUCGUCCGACGGAGAUAUCGGAGAGCGACGUGUAUGUGUGUGAGUCGGUUUAUGACGAGUCUAACCGCGUCGCGCGCAAACUCAAGGCGGGACUGCGCAAGUUUGAACAUACCAAGGAUGUCACCAUCGAUGAGAUUUACUUCUUCCCGAAGCCGCUGGGUCCCCCCGCCCUGGCGACUCCCCAGGAGGUACAGUCCACGUCCAGCGCCUUCACACAGAAGCAGUUCAACCCGAACACCAACUCCAUGGACUCCAUCGACGUGAAGCCUCAGUUCACAAACCUGAUUAACACCACAAUAGGCAGUCAGGACGUCGAGAUGAUACUGGAGAACUCCCUCGAUGACUCCUCACUUGCGUCGCCCGCCACACCGCUGUCCAUAGGUGGUAACAGCAACCCAUAUAAUCCAUCAAUGACGGCGACACCAACACAGGAGCGAUCCAACAGCACUGCUACCCCGGCUAGUAGUAAGAAGAAGAAGGACAACAAACAGAAGAUAGUUACCGGAUACAUUCUAUACUCCAGCGAGGUCAGACGAGCAAUCGUUGCCAACAACCCCGAGUCUACCUUUGGAGAGAUCUCGAGGAUUGUGGGCAACGAGUGGAGGUCCCUGCCGGCGUCCACCAAGCAGAGCUGGGAGGAGAGGGCGGCGCGCUGCAACGAGGAGACCUCGGCGCGAUUGGCUGAGGAGAUGCGGGAACUCGCGCAACACACUCCAAUGGAGACGACGUAUGAGUGUGCUUGGGACACAUGCGACUAUCAGUUCGAGGAUCUUGCGGAUUGCAUGGAGCAUUGCAUCGGGGAUGGAGGUAACAUGAUCGGUACAUUUAUCGAAACCAAGAAACCAAAAUUAGAACCGGGGCAUGUCCAGCAACACUACCGCGGUACUCUAACCGAGUACCCGUGUGUCUGGCGGAACUGCGCGCGCGUGCGCAAGGGCCAGGCACCCUUCCCCAACCUGCCGCGUCUACUCCGACACGUCAGAGACCUACACGUCAAUAAAGGGAACGGCAGACUCAUGGCUGUCCACGAGAGGUCCAGAAACUUCGUGCCGUCCUCUAAGAAGCCAGCGAAGCAGUUCUCAACCAACGUACGCAGUGGUGUCAUGUCGCCUGGAGCUUCUCUAUCCGGCAUGUCUCCCCUGGCCCGUAACACGCCGUCCCCUGGCGCGGGUGAAGGCUCGGCGACACUGACGGUGGCGCCCCCUGCCGUGGGGUCACGGCCCCCGCUCGACCCCCUGUUUGUAGCCGCGCCACCUCGAGCGCAGAGACUCACGCAUUCCGAGGCUUAUAUCAGAUACAUUGAAGGUCUACACUCAGAACAGAAGUACAUAACUCCGUGGGAGAAAUCUCUGACACCGAUGCCAAUCAACCCAGAUCCAGCACAAUUCAACAUGCAUAAGGUUCCAGCUCACUGGAUGACUGAGGAAGCUAUAAAUGGAUACCUGGCACAGGACAAGAGCCUAUCAGAGACCGAUAUACAGAAAAUGGACCAAAAUUCCAAGAUCUUAAAAGGAUUAUGCGCUUUAAGAGAUUUCAUGAUGAAGGAUGCUCUGUACCUUUCUAAAGUGGUCUAUGGAAAUAAUACUUAGGAAUAGUUUAUGGAUAUAGGAUUACAACCGUGUAUUCGAAUAAAUCAGUAAACUUUAUUAAUAAGAAUCAAUUUGCUUUCUAUAAUUUGUUUUGUUUCUCUUUAGAUUUAAGUGACGUUUUUUUUAAAGAAUUUUAUUGUGUAAGGCAACUUUAUUGUUUAAGUCUAAUAAAUAGUUUGGACAAGAUCUGUACAGAUCUGGGCUCUAAUAAAAGUUUUGAUUAUGGUAAAAGAUGUUUUAUUUAUUCACAAGACUAUUUUAUUUACUCGACUAGCUCAGAACUACAUUAGG